This is a messenger RNA of Cylas formicarius (sweet potato weevil), 1520 nucleotides long. RefSeq names its product tubulin alpha-1 chain-like. NCBI's taxonomy places the organism in Eukaryota, Metazoa, Arthropoda, Insecta, Coleoptera, Brentidae. Gene Ontology annotation, molecular function: GTP binding; structural constituent of cytoskeleton. Gene Ontology annotation, cellular component: microtubule; cytoplasm. Gene Ontology annotation, biological process: mitotic cell cycle; microtubule cytoskeleton organization. Bases 136 to 1488 code for a protein of 450 amino acids. The transcript is spliced from 2 exons. The record is from RefSeq and is a predicted model, not a curated record.
GGCGGCUGCUAUUCGGUUAGCAUAGAAACCCCUUGGAACAAAUUCAAACAAAUCAGCUCAAAAGUCAUCACGACACACCUCGUUUGAUCUCAGACUCAUUCGUUAGUUCGAAGCAGAAAAACCUCCGGAAGUACCAUGCGUGAAUGCAUUUCCAUCCACCUCGGUCAAGCCGGGGUCCAAAUCGGAAACGCCUGUUGGGAACUGUACUGCUUGGAGCACGGCAUCCAACCUGAUGGACAGAUGCCUUCGGACAAGACGGUUGGGGGAGGUGACGACAGCUUCAAUACCUUCUUCAGUGAGACGGGCGCCGGUAAACACGUACCCAGAGCGGUAUUCGUAGACCUGGAACCCACCGUGGUAGACGAAGUUCGUACCGGUACCUACCGCCAGCUAUUUCACCCGGAACAACUCAUCACGGGUAAAGAAGAUGCGGCUAACAACUACGCCAGGGGGCACUACACCAUCGGCAAGGAGAUCGUCGAUCUCGUCCUGGACCGCAUCAGGAAACUGGCUGACCAGUGCACCGGUCUGCAGGGUUUCCUCAUUUUCCACUCGUUCGGCGGCGGUACCGGUUCCGGCUUUACCUCGUUGCUAAUGGAAAGGCUGUCGGUGGACUAUGGGAAAAAGUCCAAGCUCGAGUUCGCGAUCUAUCCGGCUCCCCAAGUGUCGACGGCGGUCGUCGAACCUUACAACUCUAUCCUGACCACCCACACCACGUUGGAACAUUCCGAUUGCGCGUUCAUGGUGGACAACGAGGCGAUCUACGACAUCUGUAGGCGAAACCUCGACAUCGAACGUCCAACGUACACCAACUUGAACAGGCUGAUCGGUCAAAUCGUCUCCUCUAUCACUGCGUCGUUGAGGUUCGACGGCGCCUUGAACGUCGACCUCACCGAGUUCCAGACGAAUCUGGUGCCCUACCCGCGUAUCCAUUUCCCUUUGGUGACGUACGCGCCAGUGAUAUCGGCCGAGAAGGCCUACCACGAGCAACUGUCCGUGGCGGAGAUCACCAACGCUUGUUUCGAGCCCGCCAAUCAGAUGGUGAAGUGCGAUCCCAGACACGGGAAGUACAUGGCGUGCUGCAUGCUGUACAGGGGCGACGUGGUGCCGAAAGACGUGAACGCAGCGAUCAGCACCAUCAAAACCAAACGCACCAUACAGUUCGUCGACUGGUGUCCCACGGGAUUCAAGGUGGGGAUCAAUUACCAGCCCCCGACAGUGGUACCUGGUGGAGACCUGGCGAAGGUGCAGAGGGCGGUCUGCAUGCUGUCGAAUACUACGGCCAUCGCCGAGGCUUGGGCCCGGCUGGACCAUAAGUUUGAUUUGAUGUACGCGAAAAGAGCGUUCGUCCACUGGUACGUGGGGGAGGGUAUGGAGGAGGGGGAGUUUUCGGAGGCCCGCGAAGACACGGCAGCCCUGGAGAAGGACUACGAGGAGGUGGGGAUGGAUUCGGGAGAGGGUGAAGGCGAGGGUGGGGAGGAGUAUUGAUGUUCGAGCUGGGGAUGUAUUUUAAUUGUAAU